AUGUAUAAAGGAUAUUAUAAUUUUCAAAUAAGAAAUAAUUCUUACUAGCAUCUACUGUUUAGAAGAGUAUAAACGCAUAUUUGAGAUUACACGUUUUAGUUCUAUACCUUAAUACUAUCUAUAUUGAUAAAUGACUUAUAUGUAAAAAAUGCUGUAAUUUUCGGAUAAAAUUCAAUUUUUAACUGCAUCAUAAGAGAUCAAUUUAUCGCGUUAGAUUUAUAUGUGAUUUGUGGUAUGUACUUCUGAGAACACUAUGAUUGUGUGUAUAUGUAUAUGUAUAAAUUUAAAGAAAGUAGUAUAGAACACAGAUCGUGUAGAAUUAACCAUAAGUGGGCACCAUUGCACACGUGGAGAGGUUCUAACCUAAGCGGAUAUAUUUAUGAAUGUAAUUUUUAUUUAAGCAUAAUUUCCACACAUAAAAAUGACUUAUAAAGUUAUAGUUGAUUCUAAAAAUCCUCCAACAGAUGCAUUGAUAGUAUUAGAGGUAAUCAAUUCCCAAAAUAAGGAAAAAGUUGAAAUAGUUUGGUGCAAUGAUUGGAAGGAUGAUGGAAAUAUACAACUAACUGAUAGUCAAAAUAAAGUAUUGGGAAAAAGAAGCAGUGAUGUUAGUCGCUAUUUUGCUAGAACUACAUGUAUAGAUCUUUAUGGUGGUGUCAAUCCUCGUGAAAAGACUGAAGUUGAUCAUUGGUUAUCAUUUGCGAUCGGACCUCUUGAAUUUUAUCCAUUAAAGGAAGAUGCACUCUCUUAUUUAGAUAACAUAUUGAUGACAAACACUUGGUUGGUCUCCAAAAAAUUAACAAUUGCUGACAUCCAUGUAUUUUGUACUCUUGUAGAUAAGAAAUUUUUGACACAGUUUGAAAAAAAAUUUAUUAAUAUAACCAGAUGGUAUAAACAGGUGCUUUCAUUAUCAGCUGUGACAAAAGCAUUACUUUCAGUUAAAGAGAAUGCAAAAUUAUCUCUUCAUAAUAAUGUACAAUCUGAGAAAACUAUUAAUAAACAAACAGGGCAAAGAAAGCAAGAAGGUAAAUUUAUUGAUUUGCCUGGAGCAGAAAUGGGUAAAGUCAUAGUACGUUUUCCACCAGAAGCAAGUGGCUAUUUACAUAUUGGUCAUGCUAAGGCUGCCUUGCUAAAUCAAUAUUAUGCACAAACAUUUCAAGGACAAUUCAUUAUGAGAUUCGAUGAUACCAAUCCUGCAAAAGAGAAUGUAGAAUUUGAAAAAGCUAUUCUAGAAGAUUUAGAGUUACUGCAAAUUAAACCAGAUCGAUUUACUCAUUCUUCUGAUUACUUUGACUUAAUGUUGGAGUACUGUACUAAACUGAUAAAAGAUGGUAAGGCAUAUGUAGAUAAUACACCAGCUGAUAUAAUGAAAGAACAGCGUGAUCAGAAAUUGAUGUCAUCAAACAGAAAUAAUUCUAUUGAACAGAAUCUUGAAUUAUGGAAUGAGAUGCAGCAGGGUACAGUUAAAGGUCAGGAAUGUUGUGUUAGAGCAAAAAUUGAUUAUCAAUCUACAAAUGGAUGUUUACGAGAUCCAACAAUUUAUAGAUGCAAACCAGAACCACAUCCUCGUACUGGUACAAAAUAUAAGGUUUACCCAAUAUAUGAUUUUGCUUGUCCUAUUGUCGAUGCUGUCGAAAACGUUACUCAUACUUUACGUACAACAGAAUAUCAUGACAGAGACGUUCAAUUUUAUUGGAUAAUUGAUGCCCUGGGAUUGAGACGUCCUUAUAUAUGGGAAUAUUCACGUUUGAAUAUGACGCACACAGUUUUAUCAAAAAGAAAAUUAACUUGGUUCGUUGAUCAAGGUUUAGUUGAUGGUUGGGAUGAUCCACGUUUUCCAACAGUAAGGGGUAUUCUGAGAAGAGGGAUGACAGUUGAAGGAUUGAAACAGUUUAUUAUUGCUCAAGGUAGUUCAAAAUCUGUCGUUUUCAUGGAAUGGGAUAAAAUAUGGGCAUUUAACAAAAAAGUUAUUGAUCCAGUUGCUACUAGAUAUACUGCUUUGGAAUAUAAUAAAAUUGUACCAGUGCAUAUAGAUGAUGCGAAGGAAGAAUGGUUAACCGUUCAAAAUCAUCCAAAAGAUAUAUCAAAAGGCACUAAACAAGUAUUAGUAGGAUCACAGGUAUAUAUAGAAAGAGAUGAUGCAAAUUUCCUAACUGAAGGUCAAAAUGCUACCUUCAUUAAUUGGGGUAACAUUUUAAUAAAAAAAAUUGAAAGAGAGAAUGAUGUUAUUAAACGAGUUGUAGCACAAUUAAAUUUAGAAAACAAAGAUUAUAAAAAUACAUUAAAAAUUACAUGGUUAUCGAUACCGUCUGAUAAAAAUCAUGAUGUUAGUAAAGUUAAUCUAAUUCCAUGCUACGCUGUUUAUUUUGAUCAUAUUAUAAGUAAGUCAAUAUUGGGAAAGGAUGAUGAUUACAAAGAUUUCAUUGCAAAAAAUACAAGAACAGAGAUACAAAUGCUUGGAGAAGUAGCAUUAAAACAUGUGGAAAAAGGAGAAAUAAUUCAAUUACAAAGAAAAGGAUUUUUUAGAUGCGAUGUAUCUUAUGCUCCUGUUAGCCCAUUUUCUUCUAGAGAACAGCCUUUAAUAUUAUUUCAUAUUCCAGAUGGUCAUACUACAAAUAUAACAAAAUCCAUACCUACUGGUAGUACACCAGAAUCUGUUAAAGAAAUUUCUCAAAAAAAUAAACAAAAACUAGAUGCGAACUUAAAUAACAAAAAAAUUGUUGUACAAUUAGAAGAAAUUGGGACACCAGGUACAACAUUAAAUAAAUCGCAAAUGAUAUCCGAUGAAAAUAAAUUAUCUGAAAAUAUUAUACAACAAGAAAGCAGAAUUAAAGAAUUACAAUUGAAGAUAAAUCAAGAAAUGCAACAACUUUCGAAUUUAAAAACAAAAUAUAAAAAUAAAACUGGUAAUGAGUGGACUGGAAUCAAAAAUCAAAAUAUAACAAAAGAUAUAUUAACAGAAUCGCAUGCUGUAAGAUUAUAUAAUGAAAUUCAAAAACAAGGAGAUAAAGUAAGACAAUUAAAAAGUUCGAAAGCAGAAAAAAGUGUUAUUGAUGAAGAGGUAAAAAAGCUUUUGGCUUUGAAGUCAGAUUACAAAUCUGUUACUGGUCAAGAUUGGAAACCAUCUACUAUUCCAACAACUGAUGUAACGAAUAAAGAAGAAAAUUCUGUUGACAAAAUAUCAGAAGGUAUACAAAAACAAGGAGAUAAAGUAAGACAAUUAAAAAGUUCGAAAGCAGAAAAAAGUGUUAUUGAUGAAGAGGUAAAAAAACUUUUGGCUUUGAAGUCAGAUUACAAAUCUGUUACUGGUCAAGAUUGGAAACCAUCUACUAUUCCAACAACUGAUGUAACGAAUAAAGAAGAAAAUUCUGCUGACAAAAUAUCAGAAAGUAUACAAAAACAAGGAGAUAAAGUAAGACAAUUAAAAAGUUCGAAAGCAGAAAAAAGUGUUAUUGAUGAAGAGGUAAAAAAACUUUUGGCUUUGAAGUCAGAUUACAAAUCUGUUACUGGUCAAGAUUGGAAACCAUCUACUAUUCCAACAACUGAUGUAACGAAUAAAGAAGAAAAUUCUGUUGACAAAAUAUCAGAAGGUAUACAAAAACAAGGAGAUAAAGUAAGACAAUUAAAAAGUUCGAAAGCAGAAAAAAGUGUUAUUGAUAAAGAGGUAAAAAAACUUUUGGCUUUGAAGUCAGAUUACAAAUCUGUUACUGGUCAAGAUUGGAAACCAUCUACUAUUCCAACAACUGCUGUAACGAAUAAAGAAGAAAAUUCUGCUGACAAAAUAUCAGAAAGUAUACAAAAACAAGGAGAUAAAGUAAGACAAUUAAAAAGUUCAAAAGCAGAAAAAAGUGUUAUUGAUCAAGAAAUAAAAAUUCUAUUAGAUUUGAAAAAUAAUUAUAAGGCAUUAACAGGACAAGAAUGGAAGUCAAUACCUGAUAUGUCUAAGAAGAAAAAAGAUGUUUCUAAACGCGAAAAUCAGAAUACAUCUAAUAAAGAAAUAAGUAAAAAUGAAGGCAUGAAAGAUGUAGAUAUAGGUAAAACAAGAUUAGGAUUAGAGGCAAGAAAAGAAGAAAAUUUCUUUGAGUGGUAUUCUCAAAUUAUUACUAAAAGUGGUAUGAUUGAAUAUUACGAUGUAUCCGGCUGUUAUGUUUACCGCCCGUGGAGUUUUGCUGUGUGGAAAAUGAUAAAAGAAUACAUUGACAAAGAAAUAACACAAAUGGGUGUACAAGAAUGUUAUUUUCCUAUGUUCGUUACACGAACAGUAUUAGAAAAAGAAAAAAAGCACAUAGCAGAUUUUGCUCCUGAAGUUGCAUGGGUAACAAAAUGUGGAGAAUCAGACUUAGCAGAACCUAUUGCUAUAAGACCAACAUCAGAGACUGUAAUGUAUCCUGCUUAUGCCAAAUGGUUAAAAUCUGAUACUGAACUUCCUUUAAAACUUAAUCAAUGGAAUAAUGUUGUAAGAUGGGAAUUUAAAGAUCCUAAACCUUUCUUACGUACAAGAGAAUUUUUGUGGCAAGAAGGUCAUUCUGCUUUUGCUACUAAAGCUGAGGCUGAUGAAGAAGUCAUGAUCAUUUUAGAUCUAUAUGCAAGAGUGUAUGAAGACUUGUUAGCAAUACCUGUUGUUAAAGGCCGUAAAACGGAAAAAGAGAAAUUUGCUGGUGGUGACUACACUACCACUGUUGAAGCUUUUAUUUCAACAAGUGGCCGUGCAAUACAAGGAGCGACAAGUCAUCAUCUUGGACAAAAUUUUUCUAAAAUGUUUAAUAUUCAAGUAGAGAAUGCCGUAGAAGGGAAUGAAAAAACAUUUGUCUAUCAAAAUUCAUGGGGCCUAACGACUCGCACGAUUGGAGUUAUGAUAAUGGUCCAUGGAGAUGAUAAAGGUUUAGUAUUACCACCAAAUGUAGCUUGUAUUCAAGCCAUUAUAGUUCCUUGCGGUAUUACAGCAAGUACAACGCCUCAACAAAGAGAAUUAUUGUUCUCUGAAUGUAAUAAAUUAUUAGGUGAACUUUCGAAAGAUUCGCUUAGAGUUAAAGCAGAUUAUCGGAGUAAUCGCACACCAGGUUGGAAAUUUAAUCAUUGGGAAUUAAAAGGUGUACCCGUAAGAAUAGAAGUAGGCCCUAAAGACUUAAACAAAAAUCAGGUCACUUUUGUACGUAGAGAUAAUUCUGAAAGAGUAUUUGCAAAAAGACCUGACGUAGUCACGGCUUUGCAUACAUUACUGACCAAUAUACAAGCAGAUAUGCUUUCCAAAGCAAAAAAAAACUUAAACGAGCAUAUUAAGCGUGCGGAUAAUUGGAAUGAAUUUUGUUCUUAUCUCAAUGAAAAAAACAUAUUAUUAUCACCAUUUUGUGGAGAAUCAUCUUGUGAAGAUAAAAUUAAACGCGACAGUGCACGAGAGGAUACGGGAGGAGAAAUUGGAACAUUAUCAAUGGGUGCAAAAAGUCUGUGCAUACCAUUUGAUCAACCACCUUCAUCAGCAUCUUUUGAUAAACAAACAUGUAUCCACCCCGAUUGUCAGAACAAACCGCAGUUUUAUACACUUUUCGGCCGUAGCUAUUAAAGUAAUGUAAUAUGUAUACAAAAAUGAGACAAUUAUUACAAUAAAAAUUUCUUUAAACAACA
This is a messenger RNA of Bombus terrestris (buff-tailed bumblebee), 5619 nucleotides long. RefSeq names its product bifunctional glutamate/proline--tRNA ligase (gene GluProRS). Gene Ontology annotation, molecular function: ATP binding; glutamate-tRNA ligase activity; proline-tRNA ligase activity. The record is from RefSeq and is a predicted model, not a curated record. Lineage: Eukaryota; Metazoa; Arthropoda; Insecta; Hymenoptera; Apidae. Bases 422 to 5557 code for a protein of 1711 amino acids. The transcript is spliced from 13 exons. Gene Ontology annotation, biological process: prolyl-tRNA aminoacylation; translation; glutamyl-tRNA aminoacylation. Gene Ontology annotation, cellular component: aminoacyl-tRNA synthetase multienzyme complex; cytoplasm.